AUCAUCAAUUCAUCAUCUCCCCCAAAAAAAAAUCAAUGGCUGAGGAGUUUCAUCUUCCUUUAAACCUCACCGAAACAGAUCAAAUUCCGACCGAAGAAGACUUCGAAGCAGACACUACUUUCAUCGACGACGAAUACCUCCGUUACCUCCACUACUUGGAUUCACGGAGCAAUCAUGGAGUCAACACGUUUGGAUCGUACGACGAAAUCUUCGGUUUAGUUCUCGGUAAUUCAUCAUCGAUUCGGCGUCUUAACGCGGCGGAGGAACUUCCGGUGGUUGAGUUUACGGCUGAGGAAAUGAUGGAGAGAGGUUUGGUGAGUGUCGCAACUAAUUUCCCAACUCAUCCAAUUCACAAGAACUUGGAUAGGGCUGGAGUUUCUCUGUACAGUUGAACGAAAUUAAUGGUGUUGGGCUUUGUACUCGAUAUCCAGCCCGGAUAUGGCCCAUUAACGAUUUCAGAGGCAAGGUUAUCAAGCCCAAUGCCUACUUCAAUGAUGAAAUUAAAGAGGGAAACAAAAGAUUUAAUAAAUUUUGAUUCCUUCA
Molecule: messenger RNA, 543 nt
Organism: Arabidopsis arenosa
Lineage: Eukaryota; Viridiplantae; Streptophyta; Magnoliopsida; Brassicales; Brassicaceae
Source: the annotation of a GenBank genome assembly